AUGUCGACUAGUGGUAUAGUGCACGAUGACACUUUCUGUUUUAGUGGCAGGUACGCGCUUGGCUUCUUCGAAACAGCCAGCAAAUCCUCCAAAUGGUACCUCGGCAUAUGGUUCAAUACAGUUCCCAAAUUUACUUCAGCAUGGGUUGCAAAUAGGAAUAACCCAAUCAAGAACACCACCGCCAUGGAGGUCACAAUCUCCCAGGAUGGCAACCUAGUCAUCUUGAACCAUUCCACCAAGUCCAUAAUCUGGUCAACACAAGCAAACAUCACAAGAAAUAGCACCACUGCUAUGCUCUUGAGUAGUGGAAAUCUCAUCCUAAAAGAUUCUUCAAACUUAUCAGAAGUUUUAUGGCAGAGCUUCGAUCACCCCACAAAUACAUUUUUCCCAGGAGUGAAGCUUGGAUGGGACAAUCUCACAGGUCUGAACCGCCAGAUUGUCUCUUGGAAAAACUUGAUGGACCCAGAUACUGGUGCGUACUGUGAGAUAUUAGACCCCAGUGGUGUUGAUCAGUUCUUGUUUACACCAUUGAACUCCUCCAUACCGUACUGGUCGACUGGUGUAUGGAAUGGUAAAUACUUUGCCUCACUUCCAGAAAUGACAGCCAGCAACCCAGUUUUCACCACAACAUUUGUCAACAAUGACCAAGAGAAGUACAUGACAUUUAACUUAGUCAACGAGACUAUGGUUACUCGUAAUGUAAUAGACGUCUCGGGUCAAACAAAACAGUUCAUUUGGUUAGAGGGUUCUCGGGAUUGGACAAUGAUCUAUUGCCAACCGAAGCUUCAGUGUGAUGUCUAUGCAAUCUGUGGACCUUUCACAAUUUGCAAUGAUAAUGCGCUUCCACGUUGCACUUGCAUGGAGGGCUUCACCAUAACAUCCCCCGAGGAAUGGGAGCUAGAAGAUCGAACUGGUGGGUGCUCAAGAAAUACCCCAUUAGACUGCAUUAGCAACAAAAGUACAACUCAUACCACAGAUAAGUUCUACUCCGUGCCAUGUGUUGACUUGCGUCGUAAUGCCCCAAAAGUAGAAGCUGCUGCAAGCGCAAGUGAGUGCGCACAAGUUUGCCUGAGUGAUUGCUCUUGCACUGCGUAUUCCUUCAGCGACAAUAGGUGUUCUAUUUGGCAUAAUGAAUUGCUCAACAUAAGAGCACUGCAAUGUAGUGGCAGUACAAGUUCAACUGGAGAAAAUCUUUACCUUCGUGUUUCUGCUGAAGAUUUCCACAGAAUGAAAAACAACAGAAAGGGGAUUGUUAUUGGAGUUGCAACUGGUACAGGUGUUUCUGCUCUAGGAUUAUUUGCACUUGUUCUCCUGGUAAAGAUUUGGAGAAACAGAAGUAAGAGCUCUACCAAUAUACUAGGUGGUGUUCAAGGUUGUACCAGAAUCAUUGCCUUUAGAUACACUGAUUUACAGCAUGCCACAACAAAAUUCAGAGAUAAAUUGGGGGCAGGCAGUUUUGGUUCUAUAUUCAAGGGGGUUUUAAAUGACUCGGUAGCUAUACCAGUGAAAAGGCUUGACGGUGCUUAUCAAGGAGAGAAGCAAUUCAGAGCUGAAGUGAGCUCGAUUGGAGCUGUCCAGCACAUCAAUUUAGUUAAGCUUGUCGGUUUCUGUUGUGAGGGUUCCAAUAGGUUGCUUGUUUAUGAAUACAUGUCCAAUAGCUCUCUUGAUGUCCAUUUAUUUCGAAACAAUCCGAUGAUAUUGAGGUGGACUACUAGAUAUCAGAUAGCCCUGGGGGUUGCUCGAGGUUUAGCCUACUUGCAUGACAGAUGUCGGGACUGCAUCAUACACUGCGAUAUUAAGCCAGAAAACAUACUUCUUGAUGAUUCUUUCAUUCCCAAAGUUGCAGACUUUGGGAUGGCAAAGCUUUUGGGAAGGGAAUUCAGCCGAGUACUGACUACAAUGAGAGGAACUGCAGGGUACCUUGCACCUGAAUGGAUCAGUGGUGUUGCUGUUACACCAAAAGUCGAUGUGUAUAGCUAUGGGAUGAUGUUGCUGGAAAUUAUAUCUGGAAAAAGGAACUCAAGUGCAUCAUGUUCUAGUGGUGGCGAGCUUGAUGUUUAUUUCCCUGUUCAUGCCGCACACAAGCUUCUUGAAGGAGACGUUGGGAGUUUGGUCGAUCAAAGGCUAUGUGGUGACGUCAAUCUGGAUGAGGCUGAACUAGCUUGCAAGGCUGCAUGUUGGUGCAUCCAAGACCAUGAGCUUGAUCGACCAACGAUGGGACAGGUAGUUCAGAUUCUCGAAGGGCUGGUUGAGAUCAGGAUUCCCCCGGUGCCAAGUGUGCUCGAAGCUAUGGCUGAAAGUUCGCAUUCCAUGUGA
This is a messenger RNA of Triticum aestivum (bread wheat), 2316 nucleotides long. Its product is annotated as G-type lectin S-receptor-like serine/threonine-protein kinase At2g19130. Gene Ontology annotation, molecular function: ATP binding; protein serine/threonine kinase activity. The transcript has a single exon. Gene Ontology annotation, biological process: recognition of pollen; protein phosphorylation. The record is from RefSeq and is a predicted model, not a curated record. Bases 1 to 2316 code for a protein of 771 amino acids. Lineage: Eukaryota; Viridiplantae; Streptophyta; Magnoliopsida; Poales; Poaceae.